Messenger RNA from Glossina fuscipes, 1492 nucleotides. Its product is annotated as dynein regulatory complex subunit 5. Gene Ontology annotation, molecular function: protein binding. The coding region runs from base 1 to 1368 and encodes 455 amino acids. The transcript is spliced from 7 exons. NCBI's taxonomy places the organism in Eukaryota, Metazoa, Arthropoda, Insecta, Diptera, Glossinidae. The record is from RefSeq and is a predicted model, not a curated record.
AUGGAUUUCAGUUAUGUUGAAUUCCCGAGCACGGUGGACUUGAACGUUCUAAAGGCAUAUGUCGACCUAAAAAAGUGUAAACUACCCCAAAUUCACGGAUUGUCGUGGCAAGAUGCUGGAGGAUAUCAAGUCCUUACAAAUCAACCGAAAAGUUUACGCCAUUUGGUGUUGGAUUCUAUAGCUAACAAUUGGAAUGAAACCCCUAUCCUUGAAGAAGUGCCACGAAAGGAGGAUCGUAAUUACAUUGUAAAUAACUUGGAUGUAAAUCUUCCAUUAAAGAUUUUAAGCUCACGCAUUCAAGAUGAGUUCUUUUGGCGUAAAAUCUAUCAACACCGUUGGAAAACACUCUAUUACAAGAAAUACAACAAUAACGCUGAGCAACCCCAUCAUCAUCAGCAUCGUCAUCAAGCAAAUACAAAUGAAACAAAAGGAAAAAAAGCAACAAGAAAGCCCUGGAUUAACAUUUACAUGGAAAGGCAUUUGGAAGAGUUUAUUGAAAAUGUAACAACAACUGAUUACGAGCAGGAAAACGUUCAGGCGACAUUGGAUAUUUGUGCGACGUAUAUAAAUCAACUGGAGAUAAACUAUUUACAAACCAGUAUGGACGGCCAGCAUGAUCACAUUCCACUUGAUUUCAUUUUAAGCAAUCUACCGGAAUUGCAUACAUUACGCCUGACAUAUUGUACAAAGACAAUAGGCAUGAAUUUCUAUUUAGGCUGCAACGUAUUAUCACAACGUGAUACGUUACUAUUAGCACGUGGUCUGAGCCGUUGUCAUGAGCUACUGUAUUUCUGUUUCCACAACACAAAACUGGAACCGCAUCAGUUGCGCCUCUUCGCUCACAGUCUUGAUAAGGGUUGUCAUCACCUUAACACUCUAGCUUUACCGCACUGCGCUUUAGGUGACGAAGGCAUACGUCAGUUUCUAGAUGCUUGCCAUAGCGAAUCCUUUAGUACUUUGAAAUGCCUCGACUUAACUAACAAUAAGUUAUCUGCUGAAGGAGCCUACAUUUUGAGUGGUGUCAUCAAAGAUCUAUCAUUGGAGGAAUUGAUAUUACGCCUAAACCCCAUAGGAAGUAACGGUGCAACAACUAUUUUCUCUAUCUUGGACUGUUUGCCUAUAAAAAAUCUCGAUAUUUCCGGCUGCUUAUUAACGGGCAGCAUUACAAAAUCAUUCAUGCAAUUAGUUGUUACAAAUAAAAGCCUUAUCUGCAUUGAUGUAUCCAACAACGUCUUGGGAAAGGACUUUGGCAAACAUUUAAUGAAAGUAAUUGGUUUUAAUCGAAAAAUAAUGAACAUCGAUUUACAUAACACUGGGUUAACGCAAGAACACCGCAAUCAAUUCAAGGAAUUUUUGAGACAAAAUUAGCCUAGUUCCAUCUACAGCGAGGACUCUCUUAGUUAAAAUCAUAUUUUGUCGUCAAAUCAAAGUAAGGAAUACUGUUACAACAUAAGAGGAUAAAAAAGCUUGUAAAUAUUUGUUAAGUGCUGAG